Magnolia sinica is the source of this 3612-nucleotide messenger RNA. Its product is annotated as probable xyloglucan glycosyltransferase 5. The transcript has 5 exons. Gene Ontology annotation, cellular component: Golgi apparatus. The coding region runs from base 968 to 3043 and encodes 691 amino acids. NCBI's taxonomy places the organism in Eukaryota, Viridiplantae, Streptophyta, Magnoliopsida, Magnoliales, Magnoliaceae. The record is from RefSeq and is a predicted model, not a curated record. Gene Ontology annotation, molecular function: glycosyltransferase activity.
UUCUUCUUUUCCUCUUUUAUCCUCUUUCACUGUAGUAGCUUUCUUUUUCUAUGGUUACUCUGAGAAGUAAUAUAGCUGGUUUUACACAAGAGAUGCUAUAUGUAAGGGAUCUGAAAAUGGUGGGCCUUUUCAUAUUUCAGAUUGCAUUGUGAGGAGAUCAAGAUCUAUGAAUCUGCAUUGCCUGUAACUAUUCAUCUACUCCCUAUCUCUCUGUUUUUAUUUUAUUUUGUUGUUGUUCAUCUUCAAAAAUCAAAAUCCUAACUUGGGUUUUCUUCAAGGAUCAAUCAAUCUUGGCCUUUCAUCUUGGAGUCCAUUCUAGAUGUGUGUCUUCAUGUAACUUUUUGUUGGUUGAGUCUAUCUCAUGUGAGAUUUUGUUUGUGAAGUUAGGAAAAAAGUGGGGUGUCAAAAACAAAAAAUCCCAACUUGGGUUUUGUCCAAAGAUAUUAAUGAAUCUUGGCCUUUCUUCUGUGGGGUUCAUACUGGAUGUAUGUUCUCAUUUAACUUUCUUUUGGGGGUCUUGAGUCAAUCUCAUGGUAACAUUUUGUUUGUAAGGUUAAAAAAGUGGGGUGUAUUUGUUUUUUCUUUUUCUUUUUUUAUUUCCAUUCAUAGAUAUAUAUAUUUAUAUUAUUGAAUAUUGCCCACAUGGUUUGGAGCUUUACAACUGCAGAAACCUUUCCCAGUAACGUUGCUUUCUUCUCUAUUGUAGUUUGUUAGAAUAGUAGAGAGAGAGAGAAAGAGAGAGAGAGAGAGAGAGAGUUCUUGUUUUGUUGGUUUGGGUUGCUGCAUUGGGUUUGGAAUGCUGAUUUAGAAGUGGGUGUUUUUUGACGUUUUGGGGGUAAGAUCUGGUUUAUGUUGUGGGAGCUGAAAUGGGCUUUCUUGGUUUCUUGGUUUUGGGGUCUGGAUUGUGAAAUUUUGGGAAAUCGGGAAAGGUUUUGGUGGUGUUUUGUGUGAAUUUCUCUUGAGGAAAAUGGCCCCAAGUUUGGAUUUUUCCGAUUGGUGGGCAAAGGAAACAAGGAAAGGGACUCCAGUCGUUGUGACGAUGGAGAACCCCAAUUACUCAGUUGUGGAGAUUGACGGCUCAGAUGCCGCCUUCCGGCCCGUGGACAAGGAUAGAGGGAAGAAUGCGAAGCAAUUUACAUGGGUUUUGCUUCUGAGGGCUCACCGGGCUGUUGGUUGCCUCACUUGGGUCGCAGGCGUCUUGUGGGCAUUGCUUGGUGCGGUCAAGAAACGGUUGAUUUUCCAGCAGGGAGUGACCGUGGAGUCAGAGAAGUCGAGUAAAGGGAGGCUGUUGUUCAGGCUCAUCAGGGGAUUUCUGGUGGUAUCAUUGGUGAUUCUUGCAUUCGAGGUGGUGGCCCACCUGAAUGGCUGGCAUUUUCAGAGACCCAAUUUGCAUAUUCCACAAACAUUAGAGAUCGAAGGGUGGGUGCAUUUGGUGUAUCUCAUGUGGCUGUCAUUCCGAACUGACUACAUUGCCCCAUUGAUUCGGGCCUUGUCAAACUUCUGUGUUGCUCUCUUUCUUAUCCAGUCACUAGAUCGGAUGAUCUUAUGCCUUGGGUGCUUUUGGAUCAAGUACAAGAAGAUUAAGCCUAGAAUUGAAGGAGAUCCCUACAAAUCAGAGGAUGUUGAGGGUUCUAGCAGUAAUUAUCCCAUGGUUCUCAUUCAGAUUCCGAUGUGCAAUGAGAGAGAGGUAUAUGAGCAAUCCAUUUCUGCCGUCUGCCAGAUCGAUUGGCCGAAAGACCAUUUGUUGAUUCAAAUUCUCGAUGACUCUGAUGACGAGAGCAUCCAAUGGUUAAUCAAAGGUGAGGUGUCCAAGUGGAGCCAAAAGGGCGUCAAUAUCAUCUAUCGACAUCGAUUGGUUAGGACCGGUUAUAAAGCUGGCAAUCUCAAGUCUGCCAUGAGCUGUGACUAUGUUAAAGGAUAUGAAUUCGUUGCAAUUUUCGAUGCGGAUUUCCAACCUAACCCAGAUUUCCUUAAGCAGACAGUUCCACAUUUUAAGGACAAUCCCGAACUGGGGUUAGUUCAGGCCAGGUGGGCCUUCGUAAACAAGGAUGAGAACUUAUUAACCCGCCUCCAAAACAUCAAUCUAUGCUUUCACUUUGAGGUGGAGCAGCAGGUCAAUGGUGUCUUCUUGAAUUUUUUCGGUUUUAACGGGACUGCUGGUGUUUGGAGAAUUAAAGCUCUGGAGGACUCUGGAGGUUGGCUUGAGAGAACGACUGUCGAAGAUAUGGACAUUGCUGUCCGUGCCCAUCUUAACGGAUGGAAAUUCAUCUUCCUCAACGAUGUCAAGGUCCUCUGUGAAGUUCCAGAGUCUUAUGAAGCUUAUCGGAAACAGCAACAUCGUUGGCAUUCUGGUCCAAUGCACCUUUUCCGCUUAUGUCUUCCGGCUAUUGUAACUUCCAAGAUAUCUUUCUGGAAGAAGGCGAAUAUGGUAUUGCUAUUCUUUCUUUUGAGGAAGCUUAUCCUUCCGUUCUAUUCUUUCACAUUGUUUUGCAUAAUCCUCCCCCUGACGAUGUUCGUGCCCGAGGCUGAGCUACCUAUGUGGGUCAUCUGCUACGUGCCGGUUUUCAUGUCUUUCCUCAACAUCCUCCCCGCCCCGAGAUCCUUCCCCUUCAUCGUCCCAUACCUUCUCUUCGAGAACACCAUGUCUGUAACCAAGUUCAAUGCCAUGGUGUCCGGAUUAUUCCAGUUGGGUAGUUCGUACGAGUGGGUUGUCACAAAGAAAGCAGGGCGAUCAUCAGAAUCCGACUUGAUAGCAGCAGCAGAGAGGGAAUCAAAAACCUUGAACCACCCACAACUCCAUAGAGGAGCUUCAGAGAGCGAGCUCUCUGAGCUGAACAGGCUGAAGGAGCAAUCAGAACCACCCCCUCCCCCCAAAAAGACAAACAAAAUCUAUAAAAAAGAACUUGCUCUUGCCUUUCUCCUCCUCACAGCAUCGGUCAGAAGCCUCUUAUCCGCGCAAGGGGUCCACUUCUACUUCCUUCUCUUCCAAGGAGUGUCCUUCCUCCUCGUGGGUCUCGAUCUAAUUGGAGAGCAAAUGAGUUAACUCAAGAAAAGAACACUAAAAAAAAAACUCAUCUGUUUAAAGCCAUCCAAUUCGCAUUCCAAUGCACCAAAACUCAUCUUGUUAUUGCUACGACUUCAAUUCACGCAAGGAAGUCCAGCCGACGCCUUCCUAUUGAAGUUGGAAUCUUCACUUUUGCAAACGACGGGUAAAAAGGAGGCAACCUCCGAUCCGAAUAAAUAAGUCUUUAUUCAUAUUCCAAUUGCCCAAAUAGGAUUCUUAUCAGUCUCUCUCCUUGAAACUCUCUCACUUUCAGUCCUUUUUGGCUACUUGUUACAUAGACAUUCUUCUCUUUGAAUUUGGUGUUAUAGGUGGGACUAGAGUCUUUAUUUUAUUUUUGCUUGGUGGGUGUGGCUUGUUAUUCAGAUUCAACCCAUAUGUGUAUUUGAAGAAAUUGAAAAGAUGUGGGACACUAGCAGUGUUUUCAAAGGUGAGAGAAAUUGGGUUAUGGUUUUCCAAAAUCCAUUUAUACUGAGAUGUAUAACAGUAAUGUGUAUAUUUGAAUUGAUUCAGUUUAUUUAAAGUAAAUGAUAUCUGAUGCUUCCUUUGUC